AUAAACAUUAUCAUAAUCGAUGAUGCUAACUAUAUAAUCUCAAUUAAAAAUAAUUACUUGGAUAUUAUUAACAAAAUCCAUUUUAAUAUAAUGGAGUUUAGAUAUCACAAAUAUUUUUGCAUCCUUCUUCCUUCCAAUAGUAUAAAUUUGAUGGACAAGGUGGGCAAAUGUUGUUUAUUGGUGAGUCAUAAUAGCAACUGGUACAUUCAUUCUAAUUUGGACCUGUACAUUAGUCACAUGAUGGAUAACAGAUGAUUUACAAGUUUGAGAUAAAAAUAUUUCUUAGUGAAACCAAUCCUGUAUUAAUAUUAGAGGAUGUAAAUGUUAUUUAAGCAGAACCUGAGGAGACAAUUGUAAAAUUGACGGUUCUAACUUAAAAAGGAAGGUUAUCACAAAACCCAGUUAUAAUUUGAUAAU
Paramecium sonneborni is the source of this 417-nucleotide messenger RNA. The record is from the annotation of a GenBank genome assembly. Lineage: Eukaryota; Ciliophora; Oligohymenophorea; Peniculida; Parameciidae.